Molecule: messenger RNA, 5115 nt
Organism: Lodderomyces margitis
Lineage: Eukaryota; Fungi; Ascomycota; Pichiomycetes; Serinales; Debaryomycetaceae
Exons: 1
Coding region: 1-5115 (1704 amino acids)
Biological process (GO): rRNA processing
Cellular component (GO): nucleolus; small-subunit processome
Molecular function (GO): protein binding; RNA binding
Source: RefSeq, a predicted model, not a curated record
AUGUCUGAUGCUACUGACUCCAAAAUAAGUAGCAACGAGUACGCUUUUCCAAGAGGAGGUGCUACUGGAUUGACUCCGUUGGAGGUGAAGGAAAUUUCAAACGAGGCAACCAAAGAUGUAUUAUUUGAAGUAGCGAGUCAAAAUAAAAGAACCAAGAGUGACACUGAAUCAGAUAAACCUCGGAAGAAGCAACGCACGAAUAAGAAGAAAGGAUCAAAGUUGGGUCUGUCUAAUGCAGAGGAUGAUGCCGAGGACGAGAAGAAGACACAAGCUGAGUACUUGUCGUUUAAAAAUCUAGUUCCAGGGUCAUUUGCAUUUGGACAAAUUAAAGCAAUUAACAAGUUGGAUAUUGCAUUAGCGUUGGAAAAUAGCUUGGUGGGAUUUGUGCCCAUCACUGCGAUCAGCUCACACGUUACAGAUUUGAUUAAAAAAUAUGAAGAAGAUAGCGAAGAUGACGGUAGUGAAGAUGAUGAAGAUGAUGAAAAUGGCGCUCUUAUAAAGUCAAAAUCCGAAAAAGUGUUUCCCGACUUGAAAGCUAUUUUCAAUGUUGGUUCAUGGUUGAAAGCAAAGGUUGUUGAAACUGAGACGUCUAACAAGAAACGAAUAGAGGUGAGUAUUGAACCUGAAGUGGUUAACGCCAAUUUAGAAAAGGAAGACUUAGUUCCGGGAAAUAUUUUGCUGUGCUCGGUCAAGUCUAUUGAAGACCAUGGUUUGAUUUUGGAUAGCGGAAUUGAGGGGCUUUCGGCAUUUGUGUCGAACAAGGAGUUAAAGAAUGCUGAGAUAGACCCCAAUAGUCUUGGUGAAGGGUCAGUAUUUACUGCCUCAGUGGUAUCUAAACCCGCAGGAAGAAUUAUUACUGUUAAACCGGCCGCAUCGACCAUAAAGAAAUUAACUCCAGUUACCACUAUUUCAUCUGUCGAUGCUAUACAAGUAGGAGCUAUUGUGGAUGCCCUUGUCAGCGAUAUUAAUGAGUCGGGUAUCUCUACAAGGGUAUUUGGACUAGUUGAUGGUACAAUUAAUUUUUCCGAUGUUCAAGUGUUUAGCGUUCAAGAAUUGAAGCACAAGUUUGCUAUUGGAAGCACAGUCAAGGCUAGAAUAAUGGUGAUAUUGCAAAAAGGUGGUGUUCGCAAGUUGAUCCUUUCAUUGGUGCAGCAUGUAUUGCAGAUGGGAAAUGAAACUACCCAAACAGAUGCUCUUGAGGCAUUCCCUGUAGGUCACGUCUAUGAUGAUCUGGAGGUGCUUGGAUCCGAUCAUGAAUACAUUUAUGCGAAGCUUGGACUGUCCACUUUUGGCCAAAUCCACAAUUCAAAUAUUGAUGAAACGAAAACAUUGAUUGAUUACAGCGUGUCUAGUAAGCACAAAGCCAGAGUAAUUGGCUACAACAUGGUUGAGAACUUGUACAUUUUGACUUUCAAGCCUUCAACGAUCGAGGCUCCUUACCUAAGUGUAAAAGAUAUUCCCAUUGGAACACUUCUACCCAAUUGUGAGAUUGUUAAUGUUUUGCCUGAUUCCGGUGGCAUUCAAGUUAAGUUUUUGGAUGACUUCCAUGGGUUCAUUCCUCCGAGCCAAAUGUCGGAUGUGAAACUUGUUUACCCCGAGAGGAAAUUUAGAGUCGGCUCGAAAGUUAAGGGGAGACUUUUGGCUCACAGAGGAAAGACUCCAUUGGUCACAGUGAGAAAGUCAUUGGUUAAUUUGGAGGAUGAUGAUAUACUUUCAAACUUUGAGGAGGCAAAAAUUGGCAUGAAAACGAAUGCCACUGUUGAAAAGUUUGUUCACGGAGGUGCCAUUGUUUCAUUCUUUGGAUCACUUCGUGCAUUUUUACCAAAAACUGAAAUUUCCGAGACAUUUGUCAAUGAUGCAUCCAAAUAUUUAAAACUCGGUCAAGUGGUCAACGUAAAGAUUUUAGAUAUAAACAAGGAACAAAAGCGUUUGGUGGCUACUUUGAAACAAUCGAGCCAGUUGUCCACAUUGCAAAAAGCCGAGAUUACCAAUUUGAUACCUGGUACCUCUGUUGUUCAGGCAGUUGUGGUUGAAAAGAAGAAUGACUCAGUGUUGAUCGAGUUGGAAGGCUCAAACCUCAGAGGAGUUAUUAGUGAUGGACAACUUACCGACGGAAACUAUGAGCAGAACAGAGCCUUGUUCAAGAAACUUGAAAUUAGUUCGAAAAUUGAGGUUUUGAUUUUGGAAAAGGACUUGAAAGCAAGAACUGUUAUAGCCACUGCCAAAAGAUCUCUUAUUGGGGCAUCAAAGAAGAAACAAUUGCCAACCGAUUUUGAUGAUAUUCAACCAAAUAAAAUUGUUAAAGGUUAUGUCAAGUCGGUUACUAAUCUAGGAAUAUUUGUUACUUUCACUGGAAGAUUAACCGGAUUGAUUUUGGCGAAAUAUGUUUCCAAGACUGUUAAUGAAGAUUUGUCGAAAAGAUUUUACAAGUAUCAAUCAUUGACAUGUCGGGUUUUGAGUGUUGAUCUGGAAAAUAAAAGAUUUUUGCUCACUAUUGCCGAUAACAAUGAAAGUACUGGGGACAGUUUGGUCAAUCCCGUGGAUCCAACCAAAAAGUCGAUCGAAGAUUAUGCUCCAGGAGAUUUUACAAAGGCCAUUAUUAAAUCCGUUAAAGGUACUCAAUUGAAUAUUCGAUUAGCUGACAAUUUAAACGGCCGUAUUGAUGCAACCCAGUGCUUUAAAUCAAUCAAAGAUAUUAGCAACUUGUCGCAGCCAUUAUCUGGAUUUCACAAGGGUGAUGAGCUCGAUGUGAAAAUCAUAGGUGUUCAUGAUGCCAAGAACCAUACAUUUUUGCCAAUAACCCACAAUAAAGCUAAUAAGCAAACGGUUUUGGAGUUGUCGUUGCAUGAUGCCAAGACACACAACAAGAACUUGAGUGAUUUGAAGCUUGCUGAUGUCAAAGUGGGAGACGAAUUUGUUGCAUUCAUCAAUAAUGUUGAUCGUGGGUUUGUCUGGGUGUCAAUAUCUCCAUCAAUCAAGGGGCGUAUUUCCUUUAUGGAUUUAUCUGACGAUGGUACGAUUUUCCACGAUUUUGAUAACAAGUAUCCCACCGGUGCUGCUGUAAAGGUAAAAGUCAAGGAGGUUGAUAGUGAACAUCACACAUUGGCCUUAACUUCAAGGAAAAACUACAUUCGCAAAUUUGACGAUGUGGUUAAAGGAAACACUUAUCCAGCACGUAUUAUUAAAGUCAAAGACAUGUAUGUAUUGGUCGAUCUUGGUGACAAGGUAAUAGCGUCAUCUUUCAUUACCGAUGCAUUGAAUGAUUAUUCAGAUAAAUUGGAUCGUGCAUUGCACGUCAAUGAAUACGUCGCGGCAAAGGUGUUGGAUUUGGACGCAGACCAACAAAAGAUUUCAGUUAGCUUGAGGGAUGAAACUAGUUCUGAUAAAACAAUCAACACCUUUGAAGACUUAUCUCGAGGGGACAUUGUCAGAGGGUUCGUCAAAAACGUAGGUGCCAAUGGUGUAUAUGUUUCAUUAGGCAGAUCGGUAUUUGCAUUAGUCAGGGUUUCUGAUUUGAGUGAUUCGUAUUUAAAGGAUUGGAAGAAGUUCUUCAAGCCUAAUCAAUCGGUUACUGGGAAAAUCGUCAGUUGUAAAGAGGAAGGUAGAGUUUUGAUGACUUUAAAAGAAAGCGAAGUCAAUGGAGAGUUGAAAACAAUGAAGACGUUUGAUGAUCUAUCAGUUGGUGAUAUAUUUGAAGGUUACGUAACCAAGACUACAGAUUUUGGUGUAUUUGUUAAAUUGGAUGGUACUGUAAAUAUAAGUGGGUUAUGCCACCACUCGGAGAUAUCCGAAAAUGAUGUCAAGAAUGUGAUGGCAUUAUUUGGUGAAGGGGACCGUGUCAAGGUCAAGAUAUUGAAGAUUGACUCAGCAAAGAAGCAGUUAUCAUUGGGAAUGAAAGCAUCGUACUUUGAAGAUGCCGCUGAAGAGAGUGUCAGCGAUGUUGAGAUGGAAAAUAUCGAGGGAGAAGAAGAAGAUGAAAAUGAGGAGACCAGUGAAGAGAGCGAGAACGAGGAUGUGAUUAUCGAUGCCGAAGAAGAGAGCGAUGAUGAGGACGAUGAAGAAGUAGAAGAAGAAGAGGAAGGAACGUCAUUAUUGGAACCUAGUGCUUUAUCAACAAAUGGUUUCGACUGGACUGCAUCAAUUCUUGAUCAAACUGAAGACCACGACUCUUCCUCCGAUGACGAAGAUUUCAUGAACAACUCCAAACGCUCUAAAGCAAAGAAAUCGCGUAAACAAACCCGAGUUGAAGACAAGACCAUUGAUUUAAAUACUCGUGCACCACAGUCGGUGGCUGAUUUUGAACGAUUACUAAUUGGUAACCCCAACAGUUCCAUCUUGUGGAUGAAUUAUAUGUCAUUCAAUUUGCAAUUGAGUGAGGUUGAUAAAGCCAGACAAAUUGGUGAACGUGCUUUGGAAACAAUCAAUUAUCGUGAAGAGCAAGAAAAGUUGAAUAUAUGGAUUGCUUUACUAAACUUGGAAAAUACCUUUGGCACUGAUGAGAGUUUAGAUGCUGUAUUCAAAAAGGCUUGUCAAUAUAUGGAUGCAUUUACAAUUUAUCAAAAAUUGGCCAGUAUUUUAAUUUUGAGUGAAAAGUUUGAACAUGCACGUGACUUGUUUAAAGUUAUGGGUAAAAAGUUUGGUCAAAGUGUCUUGACUUGGGUAUUGUAUGGAUCAUUUUUGUUGGAUCAAAAUUUGAAUAAUGAGGCUCAUCAAGUGUUGGCGAAGGCUUUGCAAGUGUUGCCUAAACGUGACCAUAUUGAGGUUGUACGAAAGUUCGCUCAAUUGGAAUUUGCCAAGGGUGAGGUUGAACAAGCAAGAUCCUUAUUUGAAGGGUUGAUUGCUGAUGCACCAAAGCGUAUUGAUUUAUGGAAUGUAUAUAUUGAUCAAGAAAUCAAAUACGGUGGUGGUGAGAACGACAAAGGUGUUGGUGCUGGUUCUAAUAAGCAGCAAAUUGAAAACUUGUUUACCAGAGUGAUUGAAAACAAAAGAGUAUCGCGUAAACAGGCUAAAUUCUUUUUCAACAAGUGGUUGGCAUACGAAGAGGGUCAAGGUGACGAUAAGAUGGUUGGUAAGGUUAAAGCAAAAGCUAUUGAAUAUGUGCGUGAUAAUGAGUAA